Messenger RNA from Salvia hispanica, 483 nucleotides. NCBI's taxonomy places the organism in Eukaryota, Viridiplantae, Streptophyta, Magnoliopsida, Lamiales, Lamiaceae. The record is from RefSeq and is a predicted model, not a curated record.
AUGUCACCAUACAGAUUGGUGUUCGGGAAGAUGUGCCAUUUGCCCGUGGAAGUGGAGCAUAGGGCUUACUGGGCUGUGAAAGAGAUGAAUAUGAAGGCACAUGACUGUGAAGAGGAACGUAAACUGCAGCUACAGGAAUUAGAGGAACUAAGACUGGAGGCAUUCGACUCGGCCAUGUGGUAUAAAGAAAGAACAAAGCUCUGGCAUGAUAAGAAUCUCCGAGUCAAGGAACUUUGCGUAGGGCAGAAAGUACUCCUUUUUCAAUCCCGGCUGAAGCUAAUGGCUGGUAAGUUGAAAUCCAAGUGGAUAGGGCCAUACACGAUCAUUGGCCUUCGAGCAAAUGGAGCUGUAGAGAUUCAAGGAAGUGCCCCAAACUCAGUUCCUUUCCUAGUGAAUUGGCACAGAGUGAAGGUAUACAGAGAUAAUACAGAUAUGCAUGUGGUGGAAGAGACGCCACUACAUGCAUAUGCUAUUGUUUCUUAG